Messenger RNA from Sebastes umbrosus (honeycomb rockfish), 6729 nucleotides. RefSeq names its product lysine (K)-specific methyltransferase 2E (gene kmt2e). Bases 481 to 5592 code for a protein of 1703 amino acids. The record is from RefSeq and is a predicted model, not a curated record. NCBI's taxonomy places the organism in Eukaryota, Metazoa, Chordata, Actinopteri, Perciformes, Sebastidae. Gene Ontology annotation, molecular function: protein binding. The transcript is spliced from 25 exons.
CGGAGUCUCUCCAGUCCUGGCAGGGCCGCCAUUUUUGCAAAGGCAAAAGAGACUGCUUUGAGGGGAUCUAAUUUCUAAAAAGUCUACCGAUGACUAGCGCACAGUUUUAACCUAUUCCGACUUGAUUUACAGCCACAUUUACUGUCACCUCGUAGAACAAGAAGCCGGGGAUUUUACCACAGCAAAGUACUCCUUUAGAAACACCUUUAAAUGCUAAACACUGUAAAGCUUUGCUGAGGGGAUCCGCAGUGUGUGUUUGCACACAAGUAUUGUUUUGGUUGUUGGAAAGCUGUGUGGAAGGAAAAGCGACGGGGGUCUUUACCCAGGUUAUCUGCUCUUCACAUCCUCCAGAGUGGACAUAAAACGGCCUUGUGGAUGCACUUAGAUGUCUGCAAUGACUGCUGUGGCUGGCAUGCCUCAGUGUUUUGGACUCCCAUUCUCUGGACUCAGUAGGACAAGAACUGAUCAGCAGAGAACGUCAUGAGCAUAGUCAUCCCAGUAGGGGUGGACACUGCAGACACCUCAUACCUGGACAUGGCUGCGGGCUCAGACAGACCAGAAUCGGUGGAGGCCAGCCCUGUGGUGGUGGAGAAGUCCAGCUACCCACACCAGAUCUACAGCAGCAGCUCUCACCAUUCCCACAGUUACAUUGGCCUGCCUUACGCUGACCAUAACUAUGGGGCGCGGCCCCCACCCACUCCACCGGCCUCCCCUCCCCCCUCCAUGUUGAUCCGACAAGGAGAGGGGGGGUUGUUUGUUCCAGGGGGCCAGGACGAAGCAUCCCGGGGCACCACGCUCAGCACCUCAGAGGAUGGCAGCUACGGGGCUGACAUCACCCGCUGCAUCUGUGGCUUCACCCACGAUGACGGUUACAUGAUCUGCUGUGAUAAGUGCAGUGCCUGGCAGCAUAUAGACUGCAUGGGCAUCGACAGGCAGAACAUUCCUGAGACCUACUUGUGUGAACGCUGCCAACCUCGACACCUGGAUAGAGAGAGGGCCAUCCUGCUGCAGACCAGGAAACGAGAAUGCUUGUCUGGUAAGCAAGGCUACACCGAUGGAUAUACAGAUGGGGACACCAGUGCUACAGAGAGUGGAGACGAGGUGCCGCUAGAGCUCUACUCCACCUUCCAACACACGCCUACCACCAUCACCCUCACCACUGGGCGCCUUGGCAAUAAACCGACUGACAAAAAACGUAAAAAGAGUGGUGAUAGGGAGUCUCCAGCAUCCUCGGCCCGAGCUAAGAAGGCCUUCAGAGAGGGGUCCAGAAAAUCUUCCAGAGUAAAGGGUGCAGCUCCAGAGCAGGAGCCAACGGAGCACCCGUCUCUGUGGGAGAACAAGAUCAAGACGUGGAUGGAGCGCUACGAGGAGGCGAGCAGCAAUCAGUACAGCGAGGACGUCCAGGUCCUGUUGCGUGUCAAAGAGCAAGGCGACGGCAAGAGCCUGGCGUACAACACGCACCCUGCCUCUUUCAAACCGCCUGUGGAGGUAGAACCCUGUUUACAGUCAGAUGUCCAAACUCACCCAUCUUUAAAACCUCUUAGUCAAGUUCAGAAGAACAAGAAGAUCCUGAAGGCGGUGCGAGACUUGGCCCCAGACUCCCUCAUCAUUGAGUACCGGGGAAAGUUCAUGCUUCGACAGCAGUUUGAGGCCAACGGAUACUUCUUCAAGAGGCCAUACCCCUUUGUGUUAUUUUAUUCUAAAUUUGAUGGACUGGAGAUGUGCGUGGACGCUCGCAGCUUCGGCAACGAGGCACGCUUCAUCCGUCGCUCCUGCACCCCGAAUUCUGAAGUGCGGCACGUCAUUGAGGACGGCAUGCUGCAUUUAUACAUCUACUCGUUGAGGCCUAUCGCCAAAGGCACAGAGAUCACCAUUGGUUUUGAUUAUGACUAUGGCAGCUGUAAAUACAAGGUGGACUGUGCCUGUGUGAAGGGGAACCAGGAGUGCCCGGUGCUCAAGCACAACCUAGAACCCACGGAGAACAUGGGCUCCGGAGGCCGGCGCCGAGGGAGUCGCAAGGACAAGGAGACGGUCCGGGACGACCUGGGCCAGAACCAGAACAUGGGUCUGGACUGCGACGGGAAGAGCAAGAGCGUCGGUGACGGCAAACAGAGGAAACUGUCUCCUCUCCGCCUCUCCAUCUCCAACAACCAGGAUCCUGAGUUAUAUGAGGAUCUAGAAGACAAAACCUCCGUUAGCAAUGAAGUAGAGAUGGAGUCAGAGGAGCAGAUUGCAGAGAGGAGGAGGAAGAUGGCCAACCCAGCGGAGCAGUCCCAUCUCCCUGUCGGGGCGGCUUCCAGCUGGAAGGGACUGAAACACAAGGAGACACGGGAAGAGAGGAAGAUGGAGGCCAUCCUGCAAGCCUUCGCCCGCAUGGAGAAGAGAGAGAAACGUAGAGAGCAGGCCCUGGAGAGAAUCGGCAGCGUCAAGACGGAGGGCGGGUGCCGCAGUGACAUCAAGGAGGAGCCGCCAGCCACGCCAGAGAUGGCAGAUUCUCCAGCUGUCAUGCAGCCAUUUCUGGAGGUGAAAGAGGAGCCAGGACUAAAGCCGGCCAAGGUCAAAAGCUCGAGGAACAGAAAAAGUUUCUCAAGGAACCGCACGCACAUUGGCCAGCAGCGCCGGCGAGCUCGCACCAUCAGCACUUGUUCUGACUUGGCCCCCGGCUCUCCGACGGAGUCUGUGGAGCCUCUGAGCAACGAAGCCCCAGAAGGAGAGAUGCCCAUGGCACCAGAGCCGGAGGCCCUCCCCGCCGAAGCACUGGACUCGGACAGCCCGCCGCACAGCAGCUCACCUGCACCCGACAGAAACCGCAACGGCAGCAAGAACUUCAAAACUAAAAAGCACUUUGUGAGUGAGUGGGUGGGAGAGAAGCAGCAGGACCACGGUGGCGUACGAACCCCAGAGCCGGUGCCAGAGAGGCCGCUGAGAAUAAGCAGUGACCCUGAAGUACUUGCCACGCAGCUCAACGCCCUACCGGGCAUGGCCUGCUCUCCACAGGUCUACAGCACGCCGAAACACUACGUCCGCUUCUCAUCGCCAUUCCUGGCAAACCGCAGCCCCACCACUCCCGGAGUCCCCACUGGGAGACGGCGUUCCAGAGAACUGCCUGAAACGCCGCCAACCACAGGAUCCUGCAAGAAGCGAUGGUUGAAGCAGGCUCUAGAGGAGGAGGGCUCCACCAGCCCGGCCAGACGACCGAGCCUCCUCAUGCCCAGCGAGGGUCCUCUCAGCCCCUCCAUUAACGGAGACUCUGACAGCCCUCUACCCUACAACGGCACUUGCUUGCUACCAGAGUUGCCCACACCUUUGAAAAAGCGGCGGUUGAGUCCGUUAGAUGCCUGCAUGUCCGAGGGCUCGACACCCUACGGCUCCCCUUGUGCCACGCCCACCAGGGUGGACCAAUCGGAGGCACCAGCAACCCCCGUCUUACUGGCGACCCCACCGCGUCCCCGAACAGAGGAGCCCAGUACAGAGGCCUCGCCCAGCACCCCAACACAGACACUUAACGCCCUUCAGGAGAGUGAAUCUUCAGUGGAAAGCUCCCCAGAGGUCAGCCGGAAACCCAGUGUGCAAGAGGCCGAUCGUCCUCCUUCGUUGGUCUCCUCUCCCACUCUCAGGGCUCCCAGUUCAGACGGACUCCCAGCAGAAGUCAAGGUGUCAGUUCCUGAGAGUCCUCAGCCUCCAGCUGCUGAGUCUGUGGACAGUGGAGAGGACCGGGCAGACGGCGUGGUGGUUGUAGAGGGCAGCAGUGAGGCUUCCUCAUCUGCAGAAACGUGUGCUUCCUCUUUUCCCGGCUGGAUAAAAAGCCCAGAGAGAGGCCCGACUGGACCAGCUGGCCUGAACUUCUCUCCAGUCAACUCAAACUUAAGGGACCUCACCCCCUCUCACACCCUGGAGCCUCUGGUUUCUCCCUUCAGGCCUGAGGCUGCAGCUGGGGCUGCAGCAGGGUCUGCAGCAGGAACGGGGUCUUUGGUUGUUGCUCAGGCCCCCUUCAGUGAAGCCCCGGGGCAGCAGCUCUUCUACCCCUGCUCUGAGGAGGGAGGUGCACUUGGCUUCUCGCGCUCGCUGAACGGGGACGGCUCUGGUGAGGGAGGAGGGUCGUCGCAGAACCCCCCACAGAAGAAAAAGGUUUCCCUGCUAGAAUACAGGAAACGACAGCGUGAAGCUCGUCGCAGCGGCUCCAAAACAGAGUGCAGCUCACCCGUUUCCACCGUGCCACCUCUGAGUGUGGACGUCUUCCCUGUAGCGCUGGAGACCACCAGUGAACCUCCUCUACCCCCUGCUCCCACUCCUCUCUGCAACACCAACACCACCACCGCUGUCAAAGAGCCUCAGACCAGUGAGGAAGCCGAGGCGCCUGGAGAGAAAGGGGAGAAGGAAGGAGGAGAGGGACAAUGGACGUCGUCCACGUCUGUAGAGCAGGCCCGAGAACGCAGCUACCACAGAGCUCUGCUGCUCAGCAAAGACAAAGACACGGAUGGCGAGACAGAAGGUGGAGAUACACCUGCACUUAGAGAUUGCCCAUCUCCAAGUCUUCAAAAGACCCCGACCCACGCACCCGGCUCUCCUGGUCCUCUCCCCCAGCCUCCCAGUCGGCCAGCGAAGGAGGAAGACGCCGACAGUCAGCCUCGGACGCCCAAUCCGACCAGCCAGCCGACCACCAAGCCUGCGGCGCCCAAACCGGCUCCUCUGACCCCCACGAAGCUGCACCCCACCCCAUUACCCUCCUCUCCGGUCCACUACCCUGGACCCCCCCUCCUCCACUCCCCCAAGCCUCAGCCUCAGGGCUCUCCCUACCGCAGCCAGAGGGCGCUGUUCUCCGCUCAGCCUCAGAACCAGCCGCAGCCUCAGGCUCAGACUGGUCCGGCUCCUUUCUCCCAGUACACCACCCAGAGUGCUCCACCACCACCACCUCCUCCUCCUCCACCAGCACCACCGGUCUCCACGGCCUAUUUUCCCAGUCAGAGCCCCUCACCUGCUGGACAGUUCCCUGGGUUUAAAGCUGCCGUCACGCCCCCCUACCCUCCUGGUUCUCAGACCCUGAUGCAGACUAUUCCCCACAGCGUGCACUAUCAGAGCUCAGCAGCUCCACCGCCGCCGCCUCCUCCACCCCCACACCCGAUGCCCGGCCCCACCCUGCUGCACCUGCAGCCUCCUCCCAUCCAGCAGCACCAGCUCAUGCUGAGCACCGCCCCUCCUCCACCUCCUCCCCCACAGGUCCAGACCCCCCAGCAGCAGCAGCAGCAGGCGCCUCCUACGGGCGGCACGCUGCUGUCGCUCACCCCUCCUCCACCUCCUCCCCCACCUCCCCCCGCCCCCUCGACGCAGCCCCACCACUUUCAGAACUUAGGGGCUUUUCAGCCGGCGUUGCUGCACCCAGGCGCCGCCGCCAACCCUUCAGUGCCCCCGUCGACGUACCCCCCGCCCCUUCAGCAGACCGGACUGCCUCCACCUCCCCCUCCACCUCCCCAACAGACUCAACAAGGCCAAGCCCAGGCCGCCGCCUCCCAGAUGCCUUCUGGGACUCGUGGCGCUCCAGCGUCCUCGACCCCCUUCCACAGCUCGGGGUACCUGAGCACAGGGUGGCACUGACCGCCCUCUCGGCCGCCGGCAGCCCCUGAGGACUCGGCCUGAGAGGGGCGUGUAUCAUAAGCUGUAGAUACGUUUUCUAUGAACACAUGGCCAGUGGAAAAACAGCUGAUUGUGGGAUAAAAGGAUACUUUUUAAGAAAAACACAAAAAACAAGGACAGAAAAUUUUAGACAAAAAGGACAGUGACAUAAUCUUCAAGACAAACUGUGUAAAAAUGAAGAUGGACGAUCCCCCCGGUGCUCAUAGCCCUCUCUCUCUGGCCUCCGUUUGUUUUUAUAUAUCCUUCCUGUGAUGGAGAGGAACGCUCUCUGUGUUCUGUGUCUUGUUUGGACUCCCGUUGUAAGGCCCCGCACUUUGUUUAUCUAUGGACAUUCCAGCCUAUACCCUCCUCCUCUGUCAGUUAUUCCUUUUACUUCUCUCUCGUCUGUCGUCGGCUCUCUACACCAUUUAUUUGUUUUAAUCUAGUGGCUCAUUAUAGCAAAGAGAAAGCUUUUUGUAUAGAGAAAAAAACACAAUUAUUUUUUUUAUUCCUCUGUCUAACAACAAAUAUCUGUUCACCGCUGCAGAUUCAGAAAAGACCCGUUUCUGGGAGCCUGCCUCACCACCACGGGAGGCUGUGUGAAUGCGAGUACGUAUGUGUGUUGUGUGAAAGAGUACGGUUGCUUAACGGCGGGAAGUGCGUGCGUGAUUUCUUGUAACGAGUGCUUGUAGUCUUCUGAGGUAGGCAGAGUGGCGUCGCCCACAGGUAGGACGUUAGCGGUUUAUUUUUGAAUAUCAAUGGUUAUUUGUAGAAAGUGUAAUUUAAUGUAUAGGUGGUUACUCCAGCUUUCACCAGGAACAGGUUGUAAAUAUUCGCUUCUUUUCUUUUCUAUGCUUGUACAAUUCGCUCCCAUCCCAUUUUUUGAAAUAUGGUUGUAAAUAUGAACGCUCUUCUUGGCAAAGCUGAAUGUUUCUGUGACUGUAGCAUUAUUUUUAUUUUUUUUUUCCCUCUCUGGACUCUUCAACCUUGUCUUUUUUUUUAUUAUUUGUGUGUGUGAGUGUAUGUUUGUGUGGAGGGGAGAGACUCACAGACACUGCACUGGUUGGCUAUUUUCAUGGUUCAUUAUAAUAAAUCACUGUAAUGACAGUUUUAUACAAC